Molecule: messenger RNA, 563 nt
Organism: Poecilia reticulata (guppy)
Lineage: Eukaryota; Metazoa; Chordata; Actinopteri; Cyprinodontiformes; Poeciliidae
Source: RefSeq, a predicted model, not a curated record
GACAUGUUCUGCUUGUCYGUUUGCAUCUCCAGGCAAACGCCGAUCCGUCAGUGAUCAGCUGCAUGCACAACCUGUCUCGGCGCAUCGCCAUAGCCCUUCAGCAUGAGGAGCGCCGCUGCCAGUACCUGACCAGAGAAGCCAAGCUGAUGCUUUCCGUGCAAGACGAGAUCACAACUACGACGGAGACAGAUGGAACCCCGCAGUCUCCAUUUAGACAAAUUCUUCCAAAAUGUAAACUAGCCAGGGACUUAAAGGAGGCCUACGACAGCCUCUGUACAACAGGUGUGGUACGACUGCAUAUCAACAACUGGCUGGAGGUCAGCUUCUGCUUGCCUCAUAAGAUCCACAGGGUCGGUGGGAACUACAUCCCCCCAGAGGCACUAGAGCGCAGUCUGAAGGCCAUAAGGCCCUAUCAUGCCCUGUUGUUGUUAGAAAGUGAGAAGGCGCUGUUGGAUCAACUUCCUCUGGACUGCUCACCUGCGAUGGUGCGCCUGAUAAAGACCUGCUCAGCGGUGAAAAACCUGCAGCAGCUCGCCCAGGACGCUGACCUGGCCUUACUUCAG